Messenger RNA from Dunckerocampus dactyliophorus (ringed pipefish), 746 nucleotides. RefSeq names its product histone H2A-like. The record is from RefSeq and is a predicted model, not a curated record. Gene Ontology annotation, molecular function: structural constituent of chromatin; protein heterodimerization activity; DNA binding. Bases 14 to 394 code for a protein of 126 amino acids. Gene Ontology annotation, cellular component: nucleosome. The transcript has a single exon. NCBI's taxonomy places the organism in Eukaryota, Metazoa, Chordata, Actinopteri, Syngnathiformes, Syngnathidae.
AACAGAGUUAAUCAUGUCUGGACGAGGCAAAGGUGGCAAAGUUAGAGCUAAGGCCAAGACCAGGUCAUCCAGGGCUGGACUGCAGUUUCCAGUAGGUCGUGUCCACAGGCUGCUGCGUAAAGGCAACUAUGCUGAGCGCGUUGGUGCUGGCGCCCCGGUCUACCUGGCGGCUGUGCUGGAGUACCUGACUGCUGAGAUCUUGGAGUUGGCGGGAAACGCAGCCCGCGACAAUAAGAAGACCAGGAUCAUCCCCCGCCAUUUGCAGUUGGCGGUCCGGAACGACGAGGAGCUCAACAAACUCCUCGGCGGAGUGACUAUUGCUCAAGGUGGUGUCUUGCCUAACAUCCAGGCUGUGCUUCUGCCUAAGAAAACCGAGAAGCCUGCCAAGAAGUAAGAUGGACUCCUGAGAUCAUCAACACUACCAUCACGGCUCUUUUAAGAGCCACUCACUCCUCAAAGAGUUCACUUCUCAACCAUCAUGAUAACUGAAGUAAUGUUGAUGGGAUAAGUACGUAGUCAAUUCGGCAUCCGCUUUUGUAGCAUGACCUGUACAGGUUUGUCUGUUGUGAUAGUGAACAGACUGGAAACACUGCAUUGUGAACAUAUACUUGGCACACUCUUAUGCCAUUAAUUGUGCUAAAAGACCAGAUUUGUUAUGUUUCCCGAAGACAACCGUGAUUAAAAAUGCAGGUUUAUAACACUGGUUUAAAAGCUGAUAGGGUGAAUCAGGGAUGAUUUAGGUUAUG